AUGGGCCGGGGGCGGGCGCCCGCGGCCGGAGGGCGGGGCGGCCGGGCCAGGGGCCGGAACGCGAAGCCAGCUCUCCGGGGCGGUGGACCCCGGCUGGGGAUGCCGCCCGGGACGGCGAGCUGGACCAGGGACCCAGGCGUCCGCCGUGGAGGUCCUCCAGCUACGGAGCUCCUCCGCGGCUGCCGAACCUCGCCGCAGCUCGGGUUCGCUUCCCGCGCGCCGCCGCCGCCAACGCCGCCCCCGCCGCUGCUGCUCGUGAGGGGCCGCUGCCCAGGUGCCGCGGGAGCCCGGGUCCGCUGCCGCGGCUUCGCUGGCCCCGGCUCCCGCCCGCGGGGGACGCGGGCUCGCGAGGAGGCAACUUUGGGUCUCCGCCGCCUUCCUCGUUCGCCCGCGGGCGCCGCUCGCCUCCCGGAGCCCGCCCGCCCGCCCGCUCGUCUCCCGCGCGCGCUCACACUCGCGCCUCGCACACGGCCGCCCCCCGCACCGCACCGCCACGCACACGGCGCUCGGCGUCCCCCGCCGCUGCCCGCGGCUGCCGCGCGCCGCCCGGGCCGCGGCCGCCCCGUCCCAUCGCGUCCCUGCCCUGCGCCGCUGUUCUCGGGUCAGCGGCCUGGGGCCCAGCGGGGAGGUGCGGAGGGCAGGGCCGGCGGGCGGGAGAGCGUCGGGCGCUGGAGACGGGGUGGGUUGGGGAAAGCAGCGCGGUCCCUGCGCCCAGCAGACCCGGGGGCACGGGGCGCGGGGCGCGGGGCAUCCGCGCGGGGCAGUGGCGGCCCCGGCGGCUCUCCCACUAGGGGUAGCUGUUGCCUGAACGGCGGAGCGCUCCCCUCUCGCGGCUUGCCUCGCUGGGCGCAGCCCUGGCCGCCGGGCGCACCCGUCCCGUGCGUCCCCGGACGUUGCUCUCUGCCCCGGGAACGUCGAGACUGGAGCGCCCGAGCUGAGCCACCCUCGUCGACCGCGAGUGCAGCUGCUCGACUCACCGCGGAGGCGCCAGGACGCAGAAAGUUACACUCCACACCUCAGGAUUCCCGAACACUGGACAAGGCGCUCAGGCCCAUCUGGCUCCCACAGCCCCUUGUGCAGGAGCAACUUGGCAAGGGCCCUGGGCCAGAGGAGGGCUGGGCUUCGGGCGGCCUCCCUGCUUCCGGACCGUCCUCACUGGGGCUGUCUCUCUGUGGAAGGGAGGGCUUAGAGGUGUGCCAGACCCCGACCCCUCCCACUGUCGUGUGUGGGGCUUGGUGAGUGGGCAUGGGGUGGGCCUGAGAGUACCCUGGGAGGUUGGUGCUGAGAUUGCCAUGGGCAAGGAGGGCCUCCUGAGGCCUCUGGGAGGAAAUGGGCCAGCCGCAUACCUGGUGAAGAGCCACAGAGCCACAGCCAUGUGCGGGCUGUGCCCUUGCUCCGCCUCAUCGUGACCUGGCUGCCUGGGCGUGAGCCCUCCUUGGCCACUGACCCUGUCUGGCUCUCCCCUCCAUUGGCCUCUUGAUGCUCUGGGACUUCCCAGACACUGAUCUGCCUCUGAGCCCGCACUCAUGCUGUUCCCUCAGCCCUUCUGCGUCCCCUGGCGACUCUCAUUCCUCUUCUCCCACCUUUACCUCCACCUGGGCCCAACCUGCCCAGCUCCUCCCCACCCCCCAGGGAGCCGAGCCCUUCCUCCAUUCCCUCCUGUGCUCUCCCCUCCCACCUGCAGCCUCAGCAGGGGUGGCUUUCAGCAACCGUUUCUGUGUCUGCUGCUGCCCUGGCCCAGUUUCCCCCAGGCUGGCCCAGCUGGAUCCUUUAUGGUGACUACUCUGAACCUGCCCGGCACCUGGGAGAGGACCAAUAAACCUCUGUGA
Molecule: messenger RNA, 1829 nt
Organism: Rhinolophus ferrumequinum (greater horseshoe bat)
Lineage: Eukaryota; Metazoa; Chordata; Mammalia; Chiroptera; Rhinolophidae
Product: basic proline-rich protein-like
Exons: 4
Coding region: 1-1239 (412 amino acids)
Source: RefSeq, a predicted model, not a curated record